Messenger RNA from Mytilus californianus (California mussel), 2360 nucleotides. RefSeq lists its product as uncharacterized. The transcript is spliced from 2 exons. Lineage: Eukaryota; Metazoa; Mollusca; Bivalvia; Mytilida; Mytilidae. Gene Ontology annotation, molecular function: pyrroline-5-carboxylate reductase activity. Bases 66 to 938 code for a protein of 290 amino acids. The record is from RefSeq and is a predicted model, not a curated record. Gene Ontology annotation, biological process: L-proline biosynthetic process.
UUCUGUGCCUGGGAAGCAGUCAAAGCCGGCUUAAUCGUGAUACGGUGAUAUCAAACAGAACAAAAAUGCAAUCAUCAAAUACGUCUUCAGCCUCAGAUGCUGGUCAAAAGAGGAAAUACGUUUCUGAAGAUAUGACAAUUGGAUUUAUAGGGGCUGGCAGAAUGGCACAAGCAAUGACAAAAGGAUUUAUUACAACAGGUAUUAUCAGACCACAGAACAUUACAGCAAGUGAUGCAGACCCCAGAAUGUUACAAUUUAUUAAGGAAUUUGGGGUAAAAACUGCACAAGAGAAUAAAGAAGUUGUGGAUAAGAGUAAAGUGGUGGUUAUAGCAGUCAAACCGAACGUUGUCACUAAAAUACUCAAGGAGGUUAAAGAACAUGUGUCAAAGGACAAAAUAGUUGUAUCAAUAGCAGCAGGAGUUCCCUUGUCUACAUUUGAACAGAACUUACCCCCUGGUUCCAGAGUUGUAAGAGUUAUGCCGAACAUUACUGUCACUGUACAAGCAGCAGCCUCAGUGAUAGCACCCGGUACCAGUGUCCAGCUAAACGAUAGUGAACUUGUCAGGGAACUGUUUCAAAGUAUAGGGAUAUGUGAAAUUGGAACUGAGAAUCUAUUAGAUGCAGUGACAGGCCUGAGUGGAAGUGGACCUGCAUAUGGAUUUAUUGCAAUAGAAUCUUUAGCUGAUGGUGGUGUAAACAUGGGACUCCCACGGGAUUUAGCAUUGAAACUAGCCGCUCAGACUUUAUUGGGGGCUGCUAAAAUGGUUCUAGAAUCAGGUAAACAUCCAGGCCAGCUGAAGGAUGAUGUCUGCUCACCAGGGGGAACCACUAUAGCUGCAGUACAAUCUCUUGAGAAGUCUGGAUUUAGAGCAUGUUUAAUUGAUGCUGUUGAAGCAGCAACAUUAAAAGCACAAGAACUUGGAUCUAAAAACAAAUAACAGUGUUUAUUUUCUUAUAAUAUACUGUAUUUUAAUCUGGAACUAACAUAAUAAGUAAACUUUAACAAGACUUAACUAAAUUGAAAUCCUCAUUUUUGUCGUGCCUGCGACUUUUGUCACAGAAAGCUCGACUUAGGGAUAGUGCUCCGGCGGCGACAGCGGUGUUAGCUUACUUUUUAAAAGCUUUAUAUUUUAGAAGGUGGAAGACCUGGAUUCUUCAUACUUUGUAUAUAGAUGCCUUAUGUUACGAAGUUUCUGUCUGUCACAUAUCCAUUGUCCUUGACCUCAUUUUCAUGGUUCAGUGACUACUUGAAAAAAAAGUUUGGUAUGUGCGUACCUAUCGAGGUCCUCAUUCCCGUCAGACAGUUUUCACUUGACCUCGACCUCAUUUCAUGGAUCUGUGAACAAGGUUAAGUUUUGGUGGUCAAGUCCAUAUCUCAGAUACUAUAAGCAAUAGGUCUAGUGUAUUUGGUGUAUGGAAGGAUUGUAAGGUGUACAUGUCCAACUGGCAGGUGUCAUCUGACCUUGACCUCAUUUUCAUGGUUCAGUGACUACUUGAAAAAAAGUUGUGAUUUUUUGUAAUGUUAAUUUCUCUCUUAUUAUGAGUAAUAGGAUAACUAUUUUUGGUAUGUGCGUACCUAUCAAGGUCCUCAUGCCCGUCAGACAGUUUUCACUUGACCUCGACCUCAUUUCAUGGAUCAGUGAACAAGGUUAAGUUUUGGUGGUCAAGUCCAUAUCUCAGAUACUAUAAGCAAUAGGUCUAGUAUAUUCUGUGUAUGGAAGGACUGUAAGGUGUACAUGUCCAACUGGCAGGUGUCAUCUGACCUUGACCUCAUUUUCAUGGUUCAGUGGUUAUAGUUAAGUUUUUGUGUUUUGGUCUGUUUUUCUUAUACUGUAUGGAAUAGGUCUACUAUAUUUGGUGUAUGGAAUGAUUGUAAGGUGUACAUGUCUAGCUGGCAGGUGUCAUCUGACCUUGAACUCAUUUUCAUGGUUCAAUGGUCAAAGUUAAGUUUUUGAGUUUUGGUCUUUUUUUCUAAUACUAUAUGCAAUAGUUCAACUAUAUUUGGUGUAUGGAAAUAUUUUAUGAUCUAUUUGUCAGUCACGCAGGUUUUUUUCUACCUUGACCUCAUUUUCAAGGUUCAUUGCUCAGUGUUAAGUUUUUGUGUUUUGGUCUGUUUUACUUAAACUAAAAGCAAUAGGUCAACUUUAUUUGUUGUAUGGAAGAAUUGUUAGCUGUAUAUGCCUGCCUAGCAUGGUUCAUCUGACCUUGACCUCAUUUUCAUGGUUCAUUGGUCAAUGUUAGUUUACUUGGUUAAUAAUAAGUUUAUGUGACAGUUGUAAUAAAGCUUUAUAUUUAGGACUAUCAACAUAAUAUCAAUGAUUAGUAAAGAAGGCGAGACAUUUCAGCGUGUGCACUCUUGU